AUGAGCCUCCUCAACCAGUUCUUCUCGUACCGCACCGAGCCCAUCAUCGUGACGCAGAUCACCGUGCAGGUGGCCUCGCUCCCUCUGGGCCACUUCCUCGCGCGCGUGCUGCCGGCCCGCAAGUUCAAGGCCCCCGCGCUCCACGGCCUCGGCGGCGGGGAGUGGAGCCUCAACCUCAACCCGGGCCCCUUCAACGUGAAGGAGCACGUGCUCAUCUCCAUUUUCGCCAACGCCGGCUGCGCCUUCGGCAAUGGCUCCGCCUACGCCGUCAUGAUCGUCGACAUCAUCCGCGCCUUCUACCGCCGGUCCAUCUCCUUCUUCGCGGCGUGGCUGCUCAUCACCACCACGCAGGUGCUCGGGUACGGCUGGGCGGGGCUCAUGCGCAAGUACGUGGUGGAGCCCGCGCACAUGUGGUGGCCCGGCACGCUCGUACAGGUGUCCCUCUUCCGAGCACUGCACGAGAAAGAGGUCGACGAGCCCGCCGCCGAGGCCGAGGGCGGCGGCGGUGGCUCACGUAGGAAUAGGAUGUCGCGGGCCAAGUUCUUCCUGGUGGCGCUCGCCUGCAGCUUCCUGUGGUACGCGGUGCCGGGCUACCUGUUCCCGACGCUGACGUCCGUGUCCUGGCUCUGCUGGAUCUUCUCCAAGUCGGUGACGGCACAGCAGCUGGGCUCCGGCAUGAGGGGCCUUGGCCUCGGCGCCUUCACCCUUGACUGGACGGCCGUGUCGUCGUUCCUCUUCAGUCCCCUGGUGUCGCCCUUCUUCGCCACCGCCAACAUCCUGGCCGGCUUCGUGCUCUUCAUGUACGUGAUCGUGCCGGCGGCCUACUGGGGGCUCGACCUGUACAACGCCCGGCGGUUCCCCAUCUUCUCGUCGCACCUGUUCAUGUUCGACGGGAAGAGCUACGACAUCACGUCCAUCGUGAACGAACGCUUCGAGAUCGACAUGGACGCGUACCAGCGGAGCGGGCGGAUCAACAUGAGCACGCUCUUCGCGCUGUCGUACGGUCUGAGCUUCGCGGCGAUCGCGGCCACCAUCACCCACGUCGCGCUGUUCCACGGGAAGGAGAUCUACUGCCGCUUCCGCGCGUCGCAGCAGAAGGACGACGAGCCUGACGUCCACACGAGGCUGAUGAAGAGGUACGAGGACGCGCCGGGGUGGUGGUUCCACGCGCUGCUCGUGCUGUCCAUCGGCGUCUCCCUCGUCCUCUGCACCGUCCUGAAGAAGGAGGCGCCGGGGCUCAACGUCAUAUCCGAGUACAUCAUCGGGCUCAUCCUCCCCGGCAAGCCGAUCGCCAACGUCGUCUUCAAGGCGUACAGGUACGUGAGCUCGUCGCAGGCCGUGUCGUUCCUCGCGGACUUCAAGCUCGGGCACUACAUGAAGAUCCCUCCUAGGUCCAUGUUCCUGGUGCAGCUCGUCGGGACGGUGGUUGCCGCCACGGUGAACCUCGGGGUGGCGUACUGGCUGCUGGGCUCCGUGCCCAACAUCUGCCAGGACACGCUGCUCCCAGCCAACAGCCCCUGGACGUGCCCGAACGACCGCGUCUUCUUCGACGCGUCCGUCAUCUGGGGCCUCGUCGGGCCGCGCCGCAUCUUCGGGGCGCUGGGCAACUACGGCGCGCUCAACUGGUUCUUCCUCGCCGGCGCCGCGGGCCCCGCCGUCGUGUACGCGCUCCACAGGGCGUUCCCGGCGCAGCGCUGGAUACGGAUGGUCAACCUGCCUGUGCUCAUCGGCGCGACGGCCGGCAUGCCUCCGGCGACGGCCGUGAACUACAACGCAUGGCUGCUAAUCGGCGUCGCCUUCAACUUCUUCGUCUUCCGGUACCGGAAGCGGUGGUGGCAGCGGUACAACUACAUCCUCUCGGCGGCGCUGGACGCCGGCGUGGCGUUCAUGGGGGUGCUCCUCUACUUCACGCUGUCGAUGGAGAACCGAAACAUCAGCUGGUGGGGCGCGGACGGGGAGCACUGCCCGCUGGCAUCGUGCCCCACGGCGGGAGGGGUGGAUUUGGGCCCUGACAGUGUCUGCCCUGUCCUGUGA
Molecule: messenger RNA, 2034 nt
Organism: Miscanthus lutarioriparius
Lineage: Eukaryota; Viridiplantae; Streptophyta; Magnoliopsida; Poales; Poaceae
Source: the annotation of a GenBank genome assembly